AUGUCGAGUCUCCCGAACCUGAGUGCGCUAGAACUCCGCAUUCUAGAACUAUCGCGUGCACAGAACUUCUGUUCGUACGAUAGCAUGCCGGAAAGUGUGUACGUCGCAGCAGAAGAUUCAUCAUCCUCAGAUAUAUCGGAGUCACCGCCGUCCUCACCAGGAUCUGAUCGUGCCGGGAACGCGGACUGGUGUUCUUGCGGGAAGUGCAAACCGAUGGAUACCGCUGACGAGUACAACGAAUAUUUCGAGAUACUCUGCCUCGACACCGAAGUUCUGCGAGUGUCUUUUACGUACAUCCGAGAUACUGAAGAGUAUGGCAACAUACGUGACAUCGCCGUGAACAAGAAAUUCCGUUAUAUCGCCUAUCGGCAAUUCACAUGGUGGAUAUGGGGUGGUCUGGGAAAGCACCAUAGGAAGAUUCUUCCUGCCUGCGUGGUGCACGCCAUUAGGGAUGCUUUUCCAUCAGAUGUGUAUAAGGGCUUUGAACCUGCACACUUGUAA
Messenger RNA from Ornithodoros turicata, 501 nucleotides. RefSeq names its product P2X purinoceptor 7-like. The coding region runs from base 1 to 501 and encodes 166 amino acids. NCBI's taxonomy places the organism in Eukaryota, Metazoa, Arthropoda, Arachnida, Ixodida, Argasidae. The record is from RefSeq and is a predicted model, not a curated record. The transcript is spliced from 4 exons.